Phytophthora sojae is the source of this 1371-nucleotide messenger RNA. RefSeq lists its product as hypothetical. The record is from RefSeq and is a predicted model, not a curated record. Lineage: Eukaryota; Oomycota; Peronosporomycetes; Peronosporales; Peronosporaceae. The transcript has 3 exons. The coding region runs from base 1 to 1371 and encodes 456 amino acids.
AUGCAGACACCACCCACGACGCCGACAGCACCGACCUCGCGCGCUGCAGCGCCAACUGCGCAGCCUGCGCAACCUCCAGUGCUGCCUCUCUCAGCCUCGCCACCGGCCACCUCGGCGACAAGCCCGCCAGCCACGGCUCCGAGUCCGCCAGCCGCGACGUCGGGUCCGCCAGCCACGACAUCGCCCUCCCAGGCGCUGACUCCGCCGGCCACAACGUCCCCCUCCACGGCGCUGACUCUGUCGGCCACGGCACCCCUUGCUGCUCGGCGUCGCGAAGAAGACGAAGAGCCUGAUUCUGCCGACGAUUCUGUCUGUAGUGUCGAUCCCACUGCUACCUGUGAGAGUGAGGUGAACGAGGACAGCAGCGACGACGACUUUACGCCUGAUUCGGAGGCGUCACCCAGCGACGACGAGGAACCGCGCACAGCAGAGAGCGCGAGCAGUGAAGCCGAAGAUGAAGAGGAUUUUAGUAUCUUUUUGAAUGACGCGAGACCUCGAGCCCGUGUGACUGAGGUGAUUCAUGCGGACGCGUGUGAGAACGAGUGCGUCAAAGGCAAGGCUCGUGAGUUGGAGUUCUUGCUGUGCUCGCUGGACCAGAUGACGAAGCAAGAACGCACCACGAGCUUGUACACGCUCCUGGCUGUGUUGAUGCAGACCCCCACGGUUGAGCGUAAGAGAGGACGGGGUGACCGUGAGAAGUUUCCGUACAUCCUCCCCUACGUAGGUCAUGUGUGCCGACCCACUUUCGCGCUCUGCUAUGGAGUAGUCCCCAUUACCUUGCAGCGCUACAAGAUGCGCAUCCGAGACGGUAACAUGUCGAUCAAGGCGCAUGAGGCUGUUAGUUCGGCGUCCAAGAGCUCAAUCCCGAUGCAUCUGCCUCGCGGAAGCUCAGCGUUCAAGUCCUACAAACCUAUUCUCACCGAAUUGUACAAACGACUUGACGGCAUUCAGAAGUUCCAGAUUUUCACGAUGGACGCAUCGCAGCCGGGUGUCGUUGUCUGCAAGAAAGGCCCCGAGAGCGAACCUGUAGAGAUUAGUUUGAGCCGUCAAAUUGACGGGAUCUUCACCACGAAGGAGAAGGGGCAGCGGAUGAUGACGGACCAUAUCGAGACGCUGUCCCCUCUUAGCGAUCCCCUCUACGCCAAGCCUAGCGAGCAGGAAGGAGAAGAUAUCAAGUCACGGAAACAAGCACGACGUGAGCAUCGCGCGGCAAUGGCCGUGGCGGCUAAGGCUAACCAAGACCAGCGUGGUAUCACGGAGGCUGUUGCGACGAAAAAGAACCCAGCAAAGAAGAGGGCUACUGCAGCAAAGAAGACGCAAAAGAACAAGAAGCACAAAGCUACUGCGGAUCUGCAUGCUGAGCAAGAAUAG